Messenger RNA from Prorocentrum cordatum, 561 nucleotides. NCBI's taxonomy places the organism in Eukaryota, Dinophyceae, Prorocentrales, Prorocentraceae. The record is from the annotation of a GenBank genome assembly.
AUGUCUGGAGGGCGAGGUGCCAUUGGAAGCGUCCCGUGUGCUCUCGUGUCUUUCUGCGGUCAGUCGGUGCCUGCUGGUGCGCGCAGGGGGCAGGGGCAUGCAGGGCAAGUUGGAGCGAGCAGUGGAAAGUCUGUCGUGGCCAUCUCGGCCCCGGCCAGUUCGGUCGUGCGCCCGUGGACAAGACAUGCACGUGCAUUCUUCACGCAUUUCACGCCCCGUCCUUUCCUCUCUCUCCCUCUCUGCCUCCUCUGGGAGGCCUGGGAUUCAUUGUCGGGGCACGCGAGCGGCAUUGUUCCCCUCCCCCUCUGCCUCUUCCUCACCCCCUCAUCUGGCGUCCUGGUCGUCGUCCUCCUCAUCUUCCUCCUCAUCAUUCUCCCCCCCUCGCCUCCUCCUCCCCCUCCCUUCACAGAACGAUGGUUCGGCUGGUGGGAAAUCGCGUUGUCUCAAGAUCUGAUUGGGCCUCUCCGAGAAGUCUGGGUGGAAGUGUGUAUACAGAGCGACAAGCUGCUGGAAGCGGAUCAAUCAAUGCCAAGAAAUAUAGAUUGGAAGCAUGUGGGGUGA